GGACGGAGGCGCGGCGCUUACCGGCCGGCGCUCAGACUUGAAGAGGCAGCGCGACAGCGGCGGGAGCCAAUCGCAGCCAGGCCUCGGGAGCGAAGAGGCCGGGCUGGAGACUUCGGAGACCGCGGUGCAGUUCUAAGAACAGAUAGAAGUGGCUAUGGAUAAUUCAUAUGAUUUCAAACAAAAAGGUUCAUGUAAUGGAAUUCCAUCUGAGAAGAAAAACAACUUCCUUGUGUCAGAAGAUCAUGGACAGAAAAUCUUAAGUAUACUACAGAAUUUUCGAGAACAAAAUAUCUUUUAUGAUUUCAAAAUAAUCAUGAAAGAUGAAAUAAUCCCAUGUCAUCGUUGUGUGUUAGCAGCAUGCAGUGACUUUUUCAGGGCUAUGUUUGAAGUAAACAUGAAAGAAAGAGAUGGUGGAAGUGUUACCAUUACUAAUUUGUCCUCCAAAGCAGUAAAAGCAUUUCUUGAUUAUGCCUAUACUGGAAAAACAAAGAUAACAGAUGAUAAUGUGGAAAUGUUCUUCCAGUUGUCAUCAUUUCUUCAAGUUUCCUUCCUAUCCAAAGCUUGCAGUGACUUUUUAAUAAAAAGUAUUAAUCUUGUCAAUUGUUUACAGUUAUUAUCUAUAUCAGAUAGCUAUGGUUCUGCCCGUUUGUUUGACCAUGCUUUAUACUUUGUCCAACAUCACUUUUCUUUAUUAUUUAAAUCCAGUGAUUUCUUAGAGAUGAAUUUUGGAGUACUGCAAAAGUGUCUGGAAUCAGAUGAAUUAGAUGUUCCUGAAGAAGAAACUGUACUGAAAGUUGUCCUUAGUUGGACUAAACAUAACUUAGAAUCAAGGCAAAAACAUCUGCCUUAUUUGAUUAAAAAAGUAAGAUUAUGUCAGUUAUCUGAGGAGACACUUCAAGAUUGUCUACUCAAUGAAGAGUGUUUACUCAAAAGCACAAACUGUUUUGACAUAAUCAUGGAUGCAAUUAAGUGUGUGCAAGGUUCUGGUGGACUUUUCCCUGAUGCUCGACCAUCCACAACUGAAAAAUACAUAUUUGUUCACAAAACUGAGGAAAAUGGAGAAGCUCAAUAUACGUUUUGCUAUAAUAUUAAAAGUGAUUCAUGGAAGAUACUGCCACAGUCACACCUGAUUGAUUUGCCCGGAUCUAGUCUAUCUAGUUACGGGGAGAAAAUAUUCUUGACAGGUGGUUGCAAAGGGCCAUGUUGUAGAACAGUUCGGCUUCAUAUUGCAGAAUCAUAUCAUGAUGCCACUGAUCAAACCUGGUGCUACUGUCCAGUCAAAAAUGAUUUUUUCCUGGUAUCAACUAUGAAAACACCAAGAACCAUGCAUACAUCAGUUAUGGCUCUCAAUAAAUUAUUUGUCAUAGGUGGAAAAACUAGAGGAUCUCAGGACAUUAAAAGUCUCUUAGAUGUUGAAUCUUACAAUCCUCUUUCCAAAGAAUGGGUGUCUGUUAGCCCAUUACCCAGGGGCAUAUACUAUCCUGAAGCAAGUGCAUGCCAAAAUGUAAUUUAUGUUCUUGGAUCAGAGGUAGAAAUUACAGAUGCUUUUAACCCAUCACUUGAUUGCUUUUUCAACUACAAUGCUACAACUGAUCAGUGGUCUGAACUAGUAGCAGAGUUUGGGCAGUUUUUUCAUGCAACAUUAAUUAAAGCUGUCCCAGUAAACUGCACACUCUAUAUAUGUGACCUUUCCACUUACAAGGUUUAUAGUUUUUGUCCAGAUACUUGUGUUUGGAAGGGUGAAGGAUCUUUUGAAUGUGCAGGCUUCAAUGCAGGUGCAGUUGGAAUUGAAGAUAAAAUUUAUAUAUUAGGUGGUGAUUAUGCACCAGAUGAAAUCACAGAUGAAGUUCAGGUCUACCACAGCAGCAGGUCUGAGUGGGAAGAAGUUUCACCAAUGCCAAGAGCCUUAACUGAAUUUUACUGCCAAGUGAUUCAGUUUAAUAAAUACAGAGACCCAUGGUUUUCUAAUCAUUUCUAAAAGUUGUGUAUGAUUAGACAUUUUAAAGCAAUUGCAGUUCUAGAAGCCUGCAGUAAAUUUAUUAACUUUAAUUAUUGGUAAAAAGGUCUUUACAGCUUAGUAAGAUAAAAUACACCUUCUAUAAGAGAAUUACUGUGAAUGUAUACCAUAUUAGAGAAAUACUAUGAAUGUAUACUAUAUAUGAAUUAGCAGUUCCCAGAAACUUUAAAAUACACAAUACAUUUUACCAAAAGCUGUAUUUAAUUUAAUCUUGGAGAAUCUAGGAUAUUAGUAUUUUCAUAUGUAAGUAAAACUCAGGCUUUGAUGUUUUGAUUCUUAAAGUACUUUAUCCAUGACAGAAAAACAAAUCACACUUCACAGAACUGUACAAUGUAAAUGAGAGAAGUCUCUUUAGAUAGUAAAAAUGACUUAUUUAUACUAUAUUAUAUGAAGUGUAAAAUAUAUUAAAGAUGAGAAUCCUAUCUUGUUACUACAGGUAUAAGAGUAGUUGAAUUACUAUUUUUUCUGAUCAUUGGUUAGCUAUUUUUAAGCCCUUUCUUUUCUUUCACUUAUUUUUCAGUCAGAAAAUUUUCUGAAAUGUAUUUCCCCAGCUUUCUAAAACUGUACACUAAACAUGUUUUAAUUUUUUGAUUCAACUCUUCAGUAAGAGUAUAGUGUACUGUAAUGCUGUUGGCAGUUACUGAAAUGUCUUAAAUUUUGCAUAUUCUAUUAGUUUUUAGUGUUAGUUGGUCUCAGUUUUUACAGGUAUUUUAUUUUCUGGCUCAAGCUCAGUAAAUUAACUUUCUUAAUUUAUUUAAUCAGUUCAAGUUAUACCUGACCUGAUUUUAUCUUGACAUGUAACCCUUUUAGUGAUGUUCUUGGAUUCUGGGAUGGUGGUCCUAAAAUACUUUUCCAUAUCAUUGCUGGCUCCCAAUGUAAGCGAGGACAUAGAAAAUCUGACCUCUAGAUAAGUGGACCACUAUUGCUGGCAUUUCUUAGGCUUUUGCAUGUACACAUUUGAGUUGCAGUAAGAAAUUUAAACGCUUCAGUUAGCACCGUGUCAGUUUUCUGUGAUGGUGUAUACCCUCUGUAAAGUGCUGUGUAUGUUUUCUUCAGCAAAUUAUUCAUAGUGAAUUAUUUACUAAUUUAAAAAUGUGACUGGGCUCUUGGUAUUCAUAGUAGAUAUGUGAAACUUGUAACUUAUUAGAUGUUUAAUCAUCUCUCACCCAAACAGUGAAAGAGAAUCAUCCUUGUUCUCAGCUAAGAUGAUUCUGCCUUGUAAGAGGAUAUGUUUCUUUAAUCAGUUUUAACGAUACAGGUAUUUUAGGUUUUAGGACCUGAUUUAUAUCUCAGGUAAUGUGUAGAUUAUAUUUCUCUGGAAUCAAAUGAAGUUUCCCAUACACUGUAGUAAAUGUUAAUCUGUUGUAAAUAUUCUUUAGAAGUGGAAAUAUACCUAAAUGAAGGUCCUUUUAUUUUACCAUAUAAAUUUAUACAAUCAUAAAUUUCAAAUAUAUUUUUCAAAAUGAAACAGAAUGUUAGACUAAAUUAUCAUGCAAUUCCAAAAUCAGGGAUGGUCCGUAAUCAGACGAUAGUUGCAUAAAAAUUCUGUAGAAUUGGUAACUUCCUCCAUACCUACCUUUGUUGGCUCUGCCCUUCUCUCUCUCUCUCUCUCUGUGGGUGUGUAUAUGUGUGUUGGGUGCGUAAGAAAGAAAGAAAAUUCAGUGGAGGCUUUGUGUGUGAAUGUGGCACUUUGAAAACAAGUUAUUUGAAAAAGACCAUAACACAGUGGGUGACUAAAUUGUUAAUUUAAACACAUAUAAACAAAUAUUUCGAGAAAGGAGCAACUAAAGCAAAAUAGAAUCCCUUCCUGAUGUUUUAUUAUUAUAUCUUGAUUUCUACCAUUCUUUUCACUGGCCAGUGAUUUUUUUAAUUUUUAUUUUUACUUGAAGGAUAAUUACAAUGUGGUGAUGGUUUCUGCCCCACAUCAACAUGAGUCAGCCAUAGGCAUAUAUAUGUCCCCUCCC
Dama dama (fallow deer) is the source of this 3981-nucleotide messenger RNA. It is a transcript of the gene KBTBD3, whose product is annotated as kelch repeat and BTB domain containing 3. The transcript has 3 exons. NCBI's taxonomy places the organism in Eukaryota, Metazoa, Chordata, Mammalia, Artiodactyla, Cervidae. Bases 155 to 1978 code for a protein of 607 amino acids. Gene Ontology annotation, molecular function: protein binding. The record is from RefSeq and is a predicted model, not a curated record.